CAUUAUUUUUGAACUGGCCCCAGGGUCCUGUCUUUAGCCCUGCCUCUUAACUUUUUCUUGGAUUUAACCUACGUGGGUGUUUUAUCUUUCACCCAGCUCCACAGCCACCUCAGAACAUCUCCACCAUCAUCACUCUUUUGGAAACUGCUUGGUUCCCUGAGGGCACAUGAUGUCUCUGCCGUUUUAUCAGAAAUUGCACCAGCAAUAUGACCGUGGCUACUACAACAAGGACCUUCGCACCACCAUGAGCCAGUACCAUGAGCAGGAGAAGAAAAGUUCUGCCAUCUACACCCACGGCUCCACGGCCUACAGCAGCCGCUCCUCCGCAGCGCACCGCCAGGAAUCCCAGGCCUUCAGCCAGGCGUCGGAGGCCUCCUACCAGCAGCAGGCGUCCCGGGCCACCGAGUCCUCCUUCGCGUCUGCAGUCAGUCGGAAGGUGGCCUCAGCCUACGAUUAUGGCUACUCGCAUGGACUUACAGAUUCCAGUCUUAUGUUAGAAGAUUAUUCAUCCAAGUUGAGCCCCCAAAUAAAGAGAGCAAAGAAGAGCCUUCUCUCUGGGGAGGAGAAGGAAAAUCUGCCAAGCAACUAUAUAAUGCCCAUUUUCUCAGGACGCCAAGUGCAUGUCAGUGGAAUUGAAGACACAGAAGAAGAAAGAAUUAAAGAAGCUGCUGCUUAUAUAGCCCAGAGGAAUCUUCUUGCUAGUGAAGAAGGACUCACGACAUCCAAACGGUCCACAUCGUCGAAACAGUCUACAUCCACUCUUCACCAGGAAGAAAUUUUUGAGAAGAAGUCGAGGAAAGUUGCAAUUCGGGAAAAGGCAGAACGCCUGUCACUAAGAAAAACGUUGGAAGAAACUGAGGCAUUUCAUAGAAAGUUGAAUGAAGAUCAUCUUCUCCAUGCUCCUGAGUUUGUCAUUAAACUUCGUUCCCACACUGUUUGGGAGAAAGAAAAUGUAAAAUUAUACUGCUCAGUAUCAGGCUGGCCAGAACCUCGUGUCACAUGGUAUAAAAACCAGGUGCCAAUAAAUGUUCAUGCAAACCCUGGAAAGUAUAUUAUAGAAAGUCGAUAUGGAAUGCACACGCUGGAGAUUAACAAAUGUGAUUUUGAAGACACAGCUCAAUACCGGGCCUCGGCCAUGAAUGUUAAAGGAGAGCUUUCAGCAUAUGCCUCGGUUGUGGUAAAGAGAUAUAAGGGAGAAUUUGAUGAGACUCGUUUCCAUGCUGGGGCUUCUACCCUGCCCCUCAGCUGCGCUGUGACCCCUUAUGGUUAUGCAUCUAAGUUUGAGAUCCACUUUGAUGACAAGUUUGAUGUAUCUUUUGGGAGAGAGGGUGAGACGCUGAGUCUAGGCUGCCGUGUAGUCAUCACUCCUGAAAUUAAGCAUUUCCAGCCAGAGGUCCAGUGGUACAGAAAUGGAGUACCUGUUUCUUCAUCAAAAUGGGUAGAAACACAUUGGAGCGGAGAUCGGGCAACACUGACAUUUUCUCAUCUAAAUAAAGAAGAUGAAGGCCUCUACACAAUCCGUGUACGAAUGGGAGAAUAUUAUGAACAAUACAGUGCUUACGUCUUUGUUCGAGAUGCUGAUGCAGAGAUUGAAGGAGCCCCUGCCUCUCCCUUGGAUGUGGUGGGCUUGGACGCCAACAAAGAUUAUAUCAUCAUCUCUUGGAAACAGCCAGCUGUGGAUGGAGGGAGUCCUAUUCUGGGAUAUUUUAUUGAUAAAUGUGAGGUGGGCACAGAUAGCUGGUCUCAAUGCAAUGACACACCUGUGAAGUUUGCUCGUUUCCCAGUCACUGGAUUGAUAGAAGGUCGUUCUUAUAUAUUCCGAGUCCGAGCUGUAAAUAAAACUGGAAUAGGUCUACCAUCUCGUGUUUCUGAGCCUGUGGCUGCUCUGGACCCAGAUGAGAAAGCUAGACUUAAAAGUCGCCCUUCAGCACCCUGGACUGGACAGAUCAUUGUCACUGAAGAGGAACCUGGAGAGGGUAUUGUUCCUGGACCCCCCACAGACCUCUCCAUCACUGAGGCCACCCAGAGUUAUGUGGUGCUAAGCUGGAAGCCCCCUCGACAACGUGGCCAUGAGGGCAUUCUGUACUUUGUGGAAAAGUGUGACGUAGAAACAGAAAACUGGCAGCGGGUGAACACAGAACUCCCCGUGAAGUCUCCCCGCUUUGCGCUGUUCGACUUGGUUGAGGGGAAAUCCUAUCGUUUCCGCGUCCGCUGUUCUAAUUCAGCAGGAGUUGGGGAGCCAUCCGAGGCAACGGAAGUGACUGUGGUUGGGGACAAACUUGAUAUCCCCAAGGCCCCAGGCAACAUUAUUCCAAGCAGAAAUACAGACACAUCAGUGGUAGUUACAUGGGAGGAAUCCAAAGAUGCUAAAGAGCUGGUUGGCUACUACAUAGAGUCUAGCGUUGUUGGCUCUGGCAAAUGGGAACCCUGCAACAACAACCCGGUGAAGGGCUCACGAUUUACGUGCCAUGGAUUGGCGACUGGUCAAAGUUAUGUUUUCCGGGUCAGAGCAGUUAAUGCAGCUGGACUUAGUGAAUAUUCACAAGAUUCAGAAGCAAUUGAAGUAAAAGCUGCAAUUGGGGGAGGAGUGUCUCCAGAUGUGUGGCCUGAACUGAGUGAUGCACCUGCUGGACUAACAGACUCCAGGGGAGGCAUGCAUGAAACCUCCCAGCCAGCCUUUAAGAAAGAUGCUUUACUUGGUAGCAAACUUAGCAAACCUUCACUACCCAGUAGCUCUCACAACCUGGGCCAAACAGAAGUGAGUAAAGUAAGUGAAACAGUUCAGGAAGAGCUUGCCCCAUCACCAAAGAAAGCAGCUCUUAAGGGGAAAAGUAAGUCUGACACCCCGAAAAAGAAGAAGGACAGAGCGGCACCAUCUGCACCCUAUGAUAUCACUUGUCUUGAAAGUUUUCGUGACUCCAUGGUUCUUGGAUGGAAGCAACCAGAUAAGAGUGGCGGGGCUGAAAUUACUGGCUAUUAUGUGAACUAUCGUGAGGUAAUUGAUGGGGUACCAGGACGAUGGAGAGAAGCCAACAUCAAAGCUGUCAAUGAGGAGGCAUAUAAGAUUAGCAACCUGAAGGAAAACACAGUGUAUCAGUUCCAAGUGGCAGCCAUGAACAUCGCUGGGUUGGGAGCGCCCUCGGCAGUGAGCGAGUGCUUCAAAUGUGAAGAAUGGACCAUUGCUGUUCCAGGACCACCGCACAGUCUCAAGUACAGCGAAGUCAGGAAAACUUCCCUGGUUCUGCAGUGGAAGCCUCCCAUCCACUCUGGACGGACUCCCGUCACUGGUUACUUUGUGGACAUGAAGGAGGCCAAGGCCAGAGAUGACCAAUGGCGAGGACUCAAUGAGGCGGCUAUUAAAAAUAAAUACCUAAGGGUGCAAGGCCUCCAGGAGGGUGUCAGCUAUGUGUUCCGUGUCCGAGCCAUCAACCAGGCAGGUGUUGGCAAGCCAUCCGACCUUGCUGGGCCUGUUGUGGCAGAAACUCAUCCAGGAACCAAAGAAGUUGUUGUAAGUGUGGAUGAUGAUGGAGUCAUUUCCUUGAAUUUCGAAUGUGAUCAGAUGACUGCAAAUUCUGAGUUCAUCUGGUCCAAGGAUUAUGUAUCCACUGAGGAUUCUCCACGUUUAGAAGUUGAAAGCAAAGGCAACAAGACAAAGCUAACCUUCAAAGACCUGGGGAUGGAAGAUUUGGGCAUUUACUCCUGUGAUGUAACAGAUACUGAUGGAAUAGCAUCAAGCUACUUGAUAGAUGAGGAAGAGGUGAAACGUUUACUUGCUCUUAGCCAAGAACACAAGUUCCCAACUGUCCCAGCUAAAUCAGAGUUGGCUGUUGAAAUUUUGGAGAAAGGCCAGGUCCGGUUUUGGAUGCAGGCUGAGAAGCUGUCCAGCAAUGCCAAAGUCAACUUCAUAUUUAAUGAUAAGGAAGUUUUUGAAGGGCCGAAAUAUAAGAUGCAUAUUGACCGAAAUACUGGUAUAAUUGAAAUGUUCAUGGAAAAGCUACUAGACGAAGAUGAGGGAACAUACACUUUCCAGCUUCAAGAUGGAAGAGCAACUGGCCAUUCUACUCUGGUUCUCAUUGGAGAUGUUUAUAAAAAGCUCCAGAAAGAAGCUGAAUUCCAGCGGCAAGAAUGGAUCAGGAAACAAGGCCCACAUUUUGCUGAGUAUUUGAGCUGGGAAGUGACUGGUGAAUGUAAUGUACUAUUGAAAUGCAAGGUGGCAAAUAUUAAGAAGGAGACCCAUAUUUUGUGGUACAAAGAUGAAAGGGAGAUAUCGGUGGAUGAAAAGCAUGACUUUAAAGAUGGUAUAUGUACCCUGCUUAUAACAGAGUUUUCCAAGAAAGAUGCUGGGGUCUAUGAAGUUGUCCUGAAAGACGACAGAGGAAAAGAUAAGAGCAGACUGAAGCUUGUGGAUGAAGCCUUUCAAGAACUGAUGACUGAAAUAUGUAAAAAAAUAGCUUUGUCUGCCACAGACCUGAAAAUCCAGAGUACGGCUGAAGGCAUCCGGCUGUACUCUUUUGUAACUUACUAUGUGGAUGAUCUGAAAGUGAACUGGUCCCACAAUGGGACUGCUAUUAAGUACACAGACAGAGUUAAGAGUGGGGUCACUGGACAGCAGAUCUGGCUGCAAAUCAAUGAGCCCACUCCAAAUGACAAAGGGAAAUAUGUAAUGGAACUCUUUGAUGGCAAAACAGGACACCAGAAGACAGUGGAUCUUUCUGGAGAAGCAUAUGAUGAAGCUUUUGCCGAAUUCCAGAGAUUAAAACAAGCUGCCAUUGCCGAGAAAAAUCGUGCCCGGGUGAUGGGCGGUCUCCCUGAUGUGGUCACCAUCCAGGAAGGCAAGGCACUUAAUCUCACUUGCACCGUGUGGGGUGACCCGACUCCGGAGAUCUCCUGGUUGAAGAAUGAGAAGUCCCUGGCCUCAGAUGACCACUGCAGCCUCAGGUUUGAAGCAGGCAAGACUGCCUUCUUCACUAUCAACGGGGUGACCACUUCUGACUCUGGCAAAUACGGGCUGGUUGUGAAGAACAAGUACGGCUCGGAGACAAGCGACUUCACCAUCAGUGUGUUCAUCCCAGAGGAGGAGGCGAGGAUGACUGCUGCGAAGCCUCAGAAAGGCGCUAAGUCCAAGUGACCUGGCACCGCUGGGCGGGCAUUCGAGGGGAUCUGCGCUGGUCCGCCUUGUGCUGCUAGUGUGCAAACGAUUUGGGUGAAAUGUAAGGAAGUCUUUGUGCUUUCAACUCCCUAUUGUUACUGGCUUGGGGGGACAUUGUCAAAUCUUUUAUUCGUAUUUUAAAAAGCACCAACUAACAUUUUAAUAGUUAAGACAAUAUUGGUAGCACAAAUAUUAGGAACUGGUUUUAAGCAAAAGACCAGAAAAAAAGAGGGACAUUGAAUGAUGAUCAGGAAGCAGAUGAAUGUGUUGAGGAGCAGAAUUUGGACUUGGUUCAACUUUUACCAGUAAAUUCUCAUGGAUUGCAGUUAAGCACCAACAUGGAGUCAAGACAGUGACUAGUUAAGCAAACAAGUAUGUUUCAUGUGUUGUUGAGAUAGUGGUGUGCAUUUCUGUUGGUGGCCUUUUGAUUUGGAACCUCCUCAGUAUUAAUAAAGAGUCCUCCACUUUCCUCUUCCUCAUCA
This is a messenger RNA of Phyllostomus hastatus (greater spear-nosed bat), 5631 nucleotides long. It is a transcript of the gene MYOM1, whose product is annotated as myomesin 1. Lineage: Eukaryota; Metazoa; Chordata; Mammalia; Chiroptera; Phyllostomidae. Bases 167 to 5128 code for a protein of 1653 amino acids. The transcript has 38 exons. Gene Ontology annotation, molecular function: protein binding. The record is from RefSeq and is a predicted model, not a curated record.